Messenger RNA from Polistes dominula (European paper wasp), 1257 nucleotides. RefSeq lists its product as uncharacterized. Lineage: Eukaryota; Metazoa; Arthropoda; Insecta; Hymenoptera; Vespidae. Gene Ontology annotation, biological process: detection of chemical stimulus involved in sensory perception of smell; sensory perception of smell. Gene Ontology annotation, cellular component: plasma membrane. Gene Ontology annotation, molecular function: odorant binding; olfactory receptor activity. The record is from RefSeq and is a predicted model, not a curated record.
AAUAUGUAAGGGUAUAUAGGAAAAUUACUUAGUAAAUGUGAGAAUGACACCUGCAUGGUUACAUCUAAUUGAUUAAAAAACGGGGAAAAAAAGCAAUAGUGAAUGUGACAUAGAAUGCAAGUUAAGUAUGAGUUUAUAAAAUUUAAUAAUUAUGAUAUACAGUGACAAUAUCGUAACGUUCUCUAAUCAUUAAUUUUUCAGAUAACAUUAAAUAGGGUAAUUAAAAUACUUAAUAAAUUUACAAAGUGUAGGAUUGUAGUCAUUCGGAAUUAGAUUGUUGCAAAAUUCGGUAACAUGUUUUUAAAAGACGAGGACAGUAUUCGAAACGAAUACUACGCUUACAAUUGUUUCUUUUUCAAAAUAAUUGGUUUAUACCAAUUUCGAUCAAAAUUCAAGCAAUUGAUUUACUUUUGUUUCAUAAAUUUUAUUAUAUCUACUCCAUUACUUGGACAAACAGCAAUGCUAUUUAGGUCAGAAUUAAAAAUUAAUACUAUUGCUAAAUUACUGGAAACAUUUUUACCUACUUUGUGUUUUAUAUCAUGUUAUUACAAUUUAUUAUGGAAUGGUGCAGUUAUGCAGAAUAUUUUACAUCGUAUCAAAUGUGAUUGGGUCGAAUUAGCAGAUAGACCGGAAUUAAUUAUACUCAAAAAAUACGCCAAUGUAAGCAGAUGGUGUACAAUUACAAUUGCAAGGGUAGCCAAUUAUUCUAUGUUUGUAGCAAUCAUACAACACGCAUGUGCAUUGUUCAAUAUUAUUACAUGGAGGAUAGAUGACAGAUGCAAAAAUAUCCAACAAAAUUUUGAUCAUAACUCAAAUAAUGGACAAUUAAUGGACGAACGUGAAUGGAUUGUCGGUAUCAUACAAUUCUACACUAAUACAAUUAAUUUUGUAGAUUUAAUAAAAUCGUGUUACGAGUCGGUUUAUUUAAUCGAAGCAUUAUUCGGAUCGAUUAUUAUUAUGAUCGAUUACGUUUACCUGUCAAAUACCGUUUUACUCUUUAUCAUUAAAAACACAAAAGAUGUUACUAUUUUUGAUAAUGAGAAGCAUAAGACCCUYGUUAAAGAUAGAGAUCGUUUGGRACAGUCAAAAAUAUUCGUAGACAAUGAAAUGCAGGCAGUACUCGAUAAAGAUCUGAGUCAAAUGCAAGACGAGUUUGCACUUACGUUGGGGUUGAAAGCAAAAAGCAGGCYUCAUGUCGCAAAAGUUGUCAAAAAAUUAUUGAGAAACAAUCAAAUGGGAUAUCAUACCACACCCGCU